AUGACACUUACACCACAACAUUCGCCGAAUGUUAUCCUUGAAAUGAAAACAGUUCAACGCUACAUACGGCAUUAUGAGCCCAAGGAUGAUGGAAAAUGCGUUGCCACUUCUAAUGGCAAAUACCUUUGCAUUCAAACUUUCAAAAUGCCGUCAAAUUGCUGGCUAGAUGAUGGGACCACGGUUGUCUGCAUGAAACGACGUACUGAAUACAUUUAA
Cooperia oncophora is the source of this 216-nucleotide messenger RNA. Lineage: Eukaryota; Metazoa; Nematoda; Chromadorea; Rhabditida; Trichostrongylidae. The record is from the annotation of a GenBank genome assembly.